Molecule: messenger RNA, 5281 nt
Organism: Pelobates fuscus (common spadefoot toad)
Lineage: Eukaryota; Metazoa; Chordata; Amphibia; Anura; Pelobatidae
Exons: 15
Coding region: 817-3981 (1054 amino acids)
Source: RefSeq, a predicted model, not a curated record
AUUUCUUGUGGAUUCCUCAAACGAAAUCUGUCCUGCCACAUAUCUACGCUACAUCCUGUCGGACAGCACUUUUCAUGUCCUGCACAUCACCAUGCAGAAGAGGCAAAUACUCAGGAAAUCUGGGUAGAUCUGGCAGUCCUAGCUGUUCAAUGAAUAAACAAAAGAUACAUUUAAAUAGUGACAAAUCCAAUUAGCCGUGCAGGCGAUGAAGGCCCUACUCCAAUGUGUUUACAGUCUUAAAAAAGUGGGGUAUAUUUCCAUGAAAUGCAAAAAAAGGUACAAUGAAUGUAUCAAGGAGGGGAGAUUGUUGUUGCAAAUACCAUGCAGUAAUAAAGUUAACUACAAAAACAAUCAGUAUGUAUUGGAAUGUCUCAUUGGGGACUGUGGAAGUAACUGUUUCAAUAACCCUCCCUCUUUACUCUUAAGCCAUUUGUUAUUUCACCUGGGGGAGAAGGGGUUAAUAUGUCUCUCAUCUGUACAGACUAACAUCUGGUAGUCAUCAGUAACCCCCAUCAUUAAUCCGUCCAUAGCAGAAGCCUUCUACAGCAGAUCACACAGCAUUACAGUUCCUUGUACAUUAAGGGGUUUCGGGUUUCAGAGAGAAGUUACACACUUUUUUUAAAAUCCUGGAUUUCUGGGAAAAGAAAUGAGAGGGGAGGAGAAGGAUCUGGGAUGUGCCUUACUAUAAGAAUUAGGGCAGCCAUGCGGUGGACAAGACAGGAUGCUGUAUCGCUAUUUUAACUAAAGGACUGCAACUUAAUAAAUUGCACCCACGAAUGAUGGCUUGGUAGAUUUUGGAAAUACACCGUAUUGGAAAUGGUAGCCAUCGGACUAACUCAAUUUUUGGUUCUCUUGGGGACUCUGAUAUCUGCGGAGUCCCAGAACCUGAUUAAGAAUACCAAGGAGCAAAAAUCAGGAGGACGUUUAAUAAUAAGUGAGGUCAACGCCGAUAAUCCUGGACUUGAUACAACUGAGUUUGUGGAGCUUUUUCACACCAGUAGGCAAAAUGUUUCUCUUGAUGGUUACACGUUGGUAUUCUAUAACGGCAAAACUAACAUGGCGUAUAAGGUGCUGAAUCUAACUGGUCUAUCUACAGAUAACAGAGGAUUCUUUCUAAUUGGCUCCCUAAUGGUAAACCCUCGGCCUUCUAUUAUUGUACCAUCCAACACCAUCCAGAAUGGUCCGGAUGCCAUUGCUCUUUAUUUUGGGGAUGGAACUUACCGCGAAAACAUGAAGGUGACUAAUAAAAGUCUAGAGGAUGCCUUGGUUCAUAAGGCAAAACCCACAGAACAAGCUGAUGUUUUACAAAAUAUUCUGACGCCUGGCAUUGAGGCCUUCUUAGAAGAUGCCAGCUUUCAUAGUGCGGAUGAGUCUAUCGGGCGGUGCAUGGAAAUGGAUGGCCAAUGGACUUUUCGAAUGACACACGUGUCUCCGGCUAGUGAAAACUACUGCAAAGGCUACCCAGCUGUAGUGAUAAACGAAGUGUCUUCACCUUACGCCCAGGAUUUGUACGUAGAGAUCCGGGGACCUCCCUCUGCUCACCUUUCUGACCUGGUGCUGGCAUUCAUUCGUGGCGAAGACCAGAAAUUAUACCAUACGGCAGAUAUUAGCGGUCACACCAACAAAAUGGGUUUUUAUCUGCUGGAAAAUGAAAAUGCCAGUAAUCGUGCUCAGCAAACACUGCCAGAAUCGGUUCGAUUGUUCAGAAAGGAUGGUGGAGCAGUGGCUUUAUAUCUGGGGAAAAAAAGUGGAAAUUUACUAAAUACUCAUUUUCCAACCAGUGGUUUAGUCGAUGCCGUGGUAUAUGGCGAUUACGAGGAUAUGGGUCCACACCCACUUCAGGAUUUGACCAUGGGAGAUCCCAUCAUAUAUUGGCAUAGUGGAGAUGUAAACAUUUCUGCCAGCCGCUGUAGUGCCACGACAGGAGGACCUGCCUUCUUCAUGCUUAGAGGGAACUCCCCUGGCCAGACCAACGACUGCCCUUCAGAGAACAAGCCUCGCAAUUUCUCCAUUUGUUUCAGGGUACCGGACUGUUCUCUGCCGAGAGGGGAUCUGAUAACCCUUAUGCUUCUACAUGGCCUGGUUGACUCACUGCAAGUUCUCAGUCCUGGCUCCUUGCCAGCCGACAUUUUCACAGAUCCCAGCUUUACCUGUCAGUCUGGUGUAAUAAUCCUGCACGUCAAGCAAAAUUCAUCCAUAAAUCUUCGUGAUUCAGACCUGUCUAAUGUCCUGGAACAGUUUGUGACUUCAGGAACCACCAUAGCUGUUGGUGUUAAUGCCACUGUGCUGCCAAGCUGCCAGGCUUCACAUGCUGCAACACUUCUUCCAGACGUUUUGACGACCAGCCCUCCUGAUUCAAAGUCCCCUGCGGUAAUCAUCAGCGAAAUAAACCCCAAUACUCCUGGAGCUGCCGAGGAUACGGAGUUUGUGGAGCUUCAUAACCCUUUGAACUUCUCUGUCAGCCUUGCUGGGUACUGGCUGGUUUUCUAUAAUGGAAAGAAUAACCUGGCGUAUUACACGCUAGAUCUCAAAGGCUAUAGGAUUGACAAGCGUGGCUACUUCCUGGUGGGUAACGCUAAAGUGUCCCCAAAACCUAACGUUGCAAUGCCCUCUAACACCUUACAGAAUGGGGCAGAUGCAGUGGCUUUGUAUUAUCGUCCUGGAAAGGGCUACAAGAAAAAUAUGGAGGUGACAGCUGAUGGGUUGGUGGAUGCCUUAGUCUAUGUAUCCCAAGUUGGAGAUGACGCAGAGAGGCUUUUGAAGGAUCUUACACCAGGACAGGAAGCUGUGCAUGAGAAUGAGAGAUUUCAUGAGGACGAUGAGUCUUUGAGUCGUUGCAAUGGGCUGGUGCCCCUGAGCCUGUCAAGCUUCCAAGUUACGAGAAUUACUCCUCUAGCAGAUAAUGACUGUACAACCAUAAGACCAUCCCUCCAUCCACAUAUGACCUCUUCCUCUGUCGUCACAUCUGGAACCCCUGUGAGCCUGAUGAUCAGUGAGGUUGGGGUGUUAACCGGUUCCGAGCCGUAUAACUUCAUUGAGCUGAAGGGGCGACCGGGCACUAGAGUACAUGGAAUUACCCUGGUUCUGUAUGACAUGGAUGGAAAGGUGUAUGACCGGUUUGGACUGGAAGGUUUCCUAGGACUAAAUGGCUUCUAUGUAAUAAGCAUCAAUGCAACAAGUGAACAGCGACUACCAUCACUCUCGCGUCCCAGCACUUUCAGCCCUGAGGCCCUGGCUUUGUACACUGGGAGUCCAGAGAGUUUCCCUGUGGGAUCGGGCCUCACUCAGACAGGGCUUCUAGAUGCUGUAGUCUAUUCAUGGGAAAGCAGCUCUUCAAGUGAACUUCUGAGAGACCUGGGACAAGAGAGCAUCACUUUAUACGGCGAGCAAAGGUUAUUCUCUGUGAGCCGAUGUCCUCAUAUUUUGGACUUCCAUAAUCCGCUCCUGUUGCCUGUACCGCAGCCUAGUCCUGGUUCUGCCAACUUUUGCCCCUUCAGUUCCUCCCCAUUCCAACUGGACCUCUGCAUUAAGGACUCCAAUACAAAUUGCUCAGGAUGGGAGCAGGUGAAGCAGAAGACUCUGGACGGUUUGAAGGUCACUCUUAGUGCGUCCAUUGAGCAGGACUGCUCUUGUUUUUCACCUCCAGCAUACAUACAAGAUCUAAAGGUCAGGUGUACGAAUAGCAGACUGUCCAUCUCAGGCAAAGCUUUAACAUUUCACAAGGACCAACAUCUCAUCCAAACCUGGAAUACGAACCUCCUUAAUCAGCCCUUCACCCUACAUGACAGAUCCUUUGGCUCUCUUACUGGAUGCAGUGCCCAAGGAACCUUCAAGGCAUGGCACGUGGCUGUCCUGGUGCUCCUGACCCUGCUGUUGAUAUUUGGCGCAGUCGCUCUAUUAGUCUACCUUCGGAAAAGGCGACCUCAGAAUUACACCAGCAUGGAAAUGAACGCACACAGAGAGCUCAUAUCAGAGUAUUAGCAAGCUUGCAAACAGGAGCAACGAGAAAAAACGAAGAUUGAAGACCUACUGUUUGCUCUGCAAGGACUAAUCAAAGCUUGUGGUUUUGGUACCAGUAUUACCCUGUGGGUUAAGAAGAGAACUGCGCUUCCGAAUGACUAUUUCUCCAUGUUCCCUUAUCACGCUGUGAAACUGAAGGUCUCUAGUUUGAAAACAGGAAAAGGCAAAAUGGUGCAAAUAUGGAACAACAUAAUGCUUUGGGUACUUCCAAGUUAAAUGUAUAUUAGAAGUGUUUUGUUUUUAAUUUUACCAAGUCCAAACUUCUAUGCCAGUGAACACCCAAGGUGUCUCCAGCUCAGCCAGUAUUUCAUUAAUAGCCAUGUGAUGCCGCAGUGGGCCUGUGGAUAUCAUAAACAUCUCGCUGCUGUUCCAGGUUUAUAGGAAAUCCCACACAGUGGGGUAGAUGUACUAUGAGGCGUGAUGGAAGGGCCUGCGGGGUCUAACUUUUAAGAUCCUGAUAUGUAAAUUUGAAUUAAAAUAAUGGUACGCAGACAGUUUUUAUCCCUAUUGAUUCCACAAAUACAUUGUCACCUGACUUCUAUAAAUGAUAAAAAAAAAAUGAUAUUUUGGAUACUUUGUAAAAUGCAGCAUUGCCAUGGAUACUUGGAAUCAAUAUGUUCCAUAGAAUGACAGACACUUUCAUCUGUUGACUUUCUCCUCAUUAACUAAUAAUUAAAUUGGGGUUUUCAAUUCUCAUGUAACAAUCUAAGAAUUACAACUUCAAUUCUCCACCCAAUUCCCCUACAAUCCACAGCAUUGCGCAGGGUCUCCGUUAUGCAAUGUUAAAAACUGAACUUUAGCCUUUGCAUUUUCUUUGCCAAAAUCGGUUUACAUUACUUUAAAACAAUACUACCAGUCAAAUUCCUUUCUGUAAAUGCUUUAGUAAGUUUAGAUGUAGUUACCACUUGAAUAUAAAGCUUGUCUUCUUUGUAGACAUUACAAUUUGUUUUUUUUAAAUGUCAAACCAUUUGAUUACACAAAAUAACUCUUAAAACUGUCGGCAACCAAUCAUAACCUGAGGUUCAAACAGAUGAACGGUUUAACUACGAACAUUCCGCUGUGCAGAGGAGAGGAAAUGGUCCGAACAUGUCUGAUUGUACACAUGCGAAAUGAGGAAGAUUACUGGAACUUUUAUAUAGAAAAAAAAAAAAGAGGGGAAAAAAACACCAAAACAUUGCAAACUCGUUCAGCAGAUUACUUAUCAAGUUUUGUACAUACUUUGUUUUGUAUUAAACAUGCCAGUUUUCACUGGUUUCCCAGA